This is a messenger RNA of Telopea speciosissima, 1236 nucleotides long. RefSeq names its product 12-oxophytodienoate reductase 3. Gene Ontology annotation, cellular component: peroxisome. The transcript is spliced from 5 exons. The record is from RefSeq and is a predicted model, not a curated record. Bases 27 to 1220 code for a protein of 397 amino acids. Gene Ontology annotation, molecular function: oxidoreductase activity; FMN binding. Gene Ontology annotation, biological process: jasmonic acid biosynthetic process; oxylipin biosynthetic process. Lineage: Eukaryota; Viridiplantae; Streptophyta; Magnoliopsida; Proteales; Proteaceae.
CCCAAUCGCCACCACGAGAGGAGAGAAUGACGGAAUCAUAUACACCGCAGGGGACUACACUCUUUAGUCCUUACAAGAUGGGAAGAUUCAAUCUUUCUCACAGGAUAGUGCUUGCACCGAUGACGCGAUGCAGGGCUUUGAAUGGGAUACCACAGGCCGCCAAUGUUGAAUAUUACAAGCAGAGAGCCACUCCUGGAGGAUUCCUCAUCACCGAGGGCACCGCCAUCUCCCCUACCGCAGCCGGGUUCCCGCAUGUUCCAGGGAUCUACACAGAUGAGCAAAUCGAAGCCUGGAAGAAGGUGGUGGAUGCCGUUCACGCCGAAGGCUGCCUCAUAUUCUGUCAACUCUGGCAUGUCGGCCGAGCAUCCCAUCAAGUGUAUCAACCAGGGGGGACCGCUUCUCCAAUAUCAUCGACAGGCAAACCCAUCUCAGACAGGUGGAGGAUUCUAUUACCUGAUGGAAGCCAUGGAAAGUACCCAACCCCACGUCCCUUGGCCACCACCGAAAUCCCAGAGAUAGUGGCAGAUUAUCGCCAGUCCGCCAUUAACGCCAUCCGAGCUGGGUUUGAUGGAGUUGAGAUCCACGGCGCCCAUGGCUACCUCAUCGACCAAUUCCUCAAGAACGGUAUCAACGAUCGCACCGAUCACUACGGUGGGUCGACCGCCAACCGCUGCAAUUUCUUAAUGCAGGUGGUCCGAGCCAUUGUGUCAGCCGUUGGAGCAGACCGGGUUGGAGUUCGAGUAUCUCCGGCGAUCGACCACAUGGAUGCCAUGGAUUCUGAUCCCCUGAGCUUAGGACUAGCUGUGAUCGAGAGGCUUAAUCGACUACAGCGAGAGAUGGGCAAAAAGCUUGCUUACCUGCACAUCACCCAACCACGAUAUACGGCUUACGGGCAGACAGAAGCAGGGCGACAUGGGAGCCAAGAAGAGGAAGCGAUCAUGAUGAGGACUUGGAGGAAAGCCUACGAUGGCACCCUCAUGUGUAGUGGUGGAUACACAAAGGAGCUUGGGAUGGAAGCAGUGGUUCAAGGGGAUGCCGAUCUGGUCUCCUAUGGUCGAUUCUUCAUUUCUAACCCGGAUCUUGUGAACCGGUUCCGGUUCAAUGCACCUUUGACUAGGUACAUUAGGGCUACCUUUUAUACACAGGAUCCUGUGGUUGGCUACACUGACUACCCUUUCCUCAACCAACAAUCAUCACCCUUGUCACGCUCACGCCUAUAAUUUUUAUAAGGGAAAG